AUGCACCUGGCUCAGGCGGAGCAGGUUGCUCUGCAGGAGGCCCUGUCCAACAUGGCAGCAGCGGGGGGCAUCGAGCCCACUACAGUGCGAGACGCGACAUUCAAGAGCACGCACUUCAUGGUACCCAAGAGCGGUGGUCGAUGGAGGCUAGUGUUCAACCUCAAAGCGCUGAACGAGUUUGUGGACAACUCCCAUUUCAAGAUGGAAACGUUGGCAGUCGUACCCGAGCUAGUUCAGCCGAACUGGUGGUUGGCGAAACUCGAUCUGAAGGACGCCUUUCACUCGGUACCGGUGCACAUUCACAGCCGACGCCUCCUCCAGUUCAUGUGGAACGACCAGGUAUGGCAGUACACUUGCCUCCCGUUCGGUCUGUCGGAGUCACCCCGCACGUUCACCAAGGUGCUUCGUCCAGUAGCAGCGUGGCUCCGUACAAUGGGUCUGCUCAUCGUUGUCUAUCUGGACGACUGGCUGUUGAUAGCACACUCCCCUGCUCUAGUGGCGCAGCAGAUCCAGUUUGUGGCAGCCCUCCUAGAACGACUGGGCUUCAUAGUCAACCGCCAGAAAUCUAUCAUGGAGCCGACGCAGAUCCUGACGUUUCUCGGAGUCGAAGUGAACUUGGUGCGCAUGGAAUUUUCCUUGCCUCGCGACAAGCUGGACAAGAUUCGCUCCGAGUGCCGUCGCCUGCGCAACAAGGGAUUUGCUACCCUCGCCGAACUGCGUUCACUGACAGGCAAGAUGGUUGCAGCGCGCCCUGCAGUACACCUCGCUAUGCUUCAUGUCCGGGGACUGCAGUUCCUGCUGAACGAGGCUCUGGCACACCGUCUCGAGACCCAACAGUUGGACGAAUGGGCCUGCAGCGACCUGCGUUGGUGGAUAACGACGGCGGGGUGCCCGAUACCCAUGCACAGAGACCCACCCUCGGUCACCAUGAGCUCAGAUGCGUCCAAUGUAGGAUGGGGUGCUGCUGUGGAUACGGCGCAUGCCGGUGGGCCAUGGUACGAGUCCGAAGCUGCGCACCACAUCAACUGGAAAGAGCUGAUCGCGGUAUGGUUAGGUUUGAAAAGCCUGCUCCGCAACGCAUCCAACCAAACCAUCCGGUUGGAAAUCGACAAUACGACCACCGUGGCAUACCUCAAUCAUCAGGUAGGCACUCAUUCUCGGCGUCUGUGUACGCUUGCGAUUCAGGUGCUGGAGUGGGCUGCAGCCCGACACCUGGAGCUGGAAGCGGUUCAUGUGCCAGGAGCCCUGAACCACACAGCAGACUAUCUGUCCCGUCACGUGGAGGAGACGGGCGACUGGAUGCUCCCGUACCAUGUGUUUACUACCAUCCAACAGACAUUCGGCCCGCUGAGUGUAGAUCUGUUUGCGGCCCGCCACAAUGCUCGCCUGCCCCGCUACCUGAGCUGGCGUCCAGAUCCAGAGGCAGAAGCAGUGGAUGCCUUCUCCACCCCUCCAGAGCUAUGGGAGAAUGCUUAUGCCUUUUCCGCCAUUCAGCCUGCUCACCCGGUGUCUUCGCUACAUCCGGCAACACGACAUUCGACGGGUAAUCGUGGUGGCUCCAGCCUGGCAGUCACAGGCUUAUUACCCUCAGCUGCUCCGAAUGUCCUGCAGUGCUCCGCUACGACUAGUAUCGUCAGACGUUCUGGACCCACAGGGACAAGUCCAUCCACAGGCACAACGCCUACGACUGACCGUAUGGAGUAUCUCCGGGAAGCAGCCUCGCUGCGAGGCCUUUCGCAGGGAGCUGUCACUCUCUGGCUCUCCUCCUGGCGAACUAGCACCAACGCAACGUAUCAGUCAGCAUGGCGACAGUGGGUGGGCUGGUGUUGCGAACGACGUGUGGAUCCCGUAUCGGCGGACCCUACUCAAUUAGCCAACUUUCUAGCGACACAGUAUGAGGCAGGCAAGCAAUACCGUACCCUGAACGUGUACCGUUCGGCGGUGUCAUCCACCGUACCGCCACUCCACGAUAAUGUACCCGUCGGACAAUCGCCUAGCGUCGUCCGGGUUAUGCGUGGUAUCUACAAUCAACGACCGCCAUUGCCUCGCUAUUCACGUACGUGGGACGUGGCCACUGUUCUAGAAUACAUUCGGUCAUUGGGCCCGAAUACUGCUUUGACCCUGUCGCACCUGUCCUGGAAGCUGUGCAUGCUGCUCGCACUGGCUAAGGCAGCAAGAGUAAGUGAGAUCUGUCACUUGGAUAUCCGCGCAAUGCGCUUCCUGGCAGAUGGUGUCGAGUUUGAGCUGACUCACGUCACCAAAACACAACGCUCUGGCGGCCCGCGGAAGUUCUUUGUGCCAGGUCUGCCGGCUGAUCCGAUCCUGUGCCCAGUGGAAUGCAUCAAAGCCUAUCUAGACGUGACUAGGUCCAGCCGCACUACACCAGCGCAGAGUGCUCUCGUUGUGUCCACUCGCCGACCCUUUCAGCCAGUCUCGACCUCAACUGUCGCCAGAUGGGUGACAACACUGCUCCAAGCAGCGGGUGUUGAAAGUGACUUCUCAGCCCAUUCUACGCGGAGUGCCUCCACUAGCGCUGCACGACAAGCCGGGGUGUCAUUGGCGGAUGUGUUGGCGACAGCUGACUGGUCACGGCCCAACACAUUCAUCCGCCACUAUUACCGACCGCACAGCCAAGCUUCUUUUGGCCAAGCCGUCUUGACGGUUAGCACUGGGUGA
Sycon ciliatum is the source of this 2676-nucleotide messenger RNA. RefSeq lists its product as uncharacterized. The transcript has a single exon. Gene Ontology annotation, molecular function: DNA binding. Gene Ontology annotation, biological process: DNA integration; DNA recombination. Lineage: Eukaryota; Metazoa; Porifera; Calcarea; Leucosolenida; Sycettidae. Bases 1 to 2676 code for a protein of 891 amino acids. The record is from RefSeq and is a predicted model, not a curated record.